AUGGAGAAGCAUCAACUAGAUAAGAUCUUUGAGGUGAGUGAUCGGUUUUGCUGCUCUGGUAAUAGGUAGCAGGCAGUUUUUCGUUCUCCUGAACGAUCGGUUGCUGGAAGCAGAGAGUAGGCAUGUUCAUGACUCGGGAUCAGGCAAUGAGACCAGUGUGCUAAGGCCCCUGUCACUGUAAAUUCCGGGGAUGAGUAAAGAUUCGUGCUGCAGAAACCACGUCCAAAGAAAAUAAGGUUGGCAUGCGGGAAAGUAGGUGCAGUAGCCUACCCUGGUUCAAUGCCAGAGAAUCACACAACUCACAAAUUCACUGCUUACAUAAACCGAGCUGUGGGUAAACUUAUCACGUACACACAAGCACUAGUCAGUCAAAUGCAAAGCAAAUGGGCCCCUGACUGACUUGAAAGGUUCAGUUAAAAGACAGGGACCUUGGCUACUGACUCAUUCUCGCGAUGAAUCCGAAAGUAAAUCCUGCAUUUCACAAAAAUACCCCCACUUUUCGGAAAGCGGCCUUCUGAGAGAAGAUGUUAUCUGCUUUGUUGGUUAGGAGGAACACAUUGUAGCCCGUUUUCAGUAGUGCGUUCACCCGCUGAUUGGAGGACUGAGAGUCGGCUCAGUCGAUCUCUCUGACGGUAGUCUUAGAGCCAGUUGGAUGAGGAAGGAGAGGGUGCGGUAGAUGCUAAGCAAGUCUACCUCACUAUAAACGAAUCCAGGUGCAAGUCACCGUCCUUCGCCCAUUUCGUGGGGACCAAGGCGGACGUUGUCGAUUGAAAAGGACAAACUGUGAGGCGUACGUACUAAAUUAACAGGAGCAAUGGCGAAGAAGCUGUCAAGUCCAAGGUUCACGAACUCUAACUCCAUUAGCGAUCUCAACUACCUUUUUUAUACAGCAGAUGGACAUCUCUAGCAACCUUCAUCUUUAUAGCUAAAUUUCCCCACCAAAAGCCUGGACAGACCGUCGUGAUUUGUGGGCGAACUAUUUACAGGAGUGAUCGAUCUCAUGAAAUGUUAGCCGAAAUUCCGAAAUGCGUUUCCGAUCAGGAAAGAUUACUUGGGUGGGGUUCAAGUACAUAUUAGCAUGCGGCAUAAUCCUAUAAUAUUUUGGACUCGGCAAGAUGUCAGCUUUUGAAAAUACUUCUUUUCAAUUUCCUGUAGAAACUGCACUCGGUGAAAAAUGACUACAUGGGCAGCAUGAAUUUUUCGCAUUUAUUUCAAUAGUCUUAGAAAUUCAAAUAUAUUUUAAAAAAACAGGAAUGAAAAUAUGCUUUCUUUUACUUGUUUGAUAAAUAAUUGCGUCGUUUUCAUAUUUUUUUACUCGAAGACACAGUGUAAUUAGGUUUUAAAAAGUUUAUACUUAUGAGCAUUUUUUAAGACCGUGCAAUGUCCCUUCAUACAGCAUCGUACCUCUGCUUUUGUCACUGCUCCUCAUGAAAUGUACAACAUAGUUCACAUCCAUUGCAGAAUUGUAUCGAAUAUAUAUGGUAUCUUUUAAAAGACAUACAAGAAUAUACGAUUUUCCUUACGCGAACGCAUGCACCUUGUAGACUGAAAUCACGAGGCGCUGAUGCAACGGCUAAUCAGGCUCCAAAUUAUUCGGGAAUUAAAAAACUUUUCUAAAACCUGAAUACACUCCGUCUUAGAGCAUAAAAUAUGAAGAUGACGUAGUUUUCUAUCAGACGAGUAAAAGAAAGCUUAUUUUUGUUCAUGUUUUUAUAAAAUAUAUUUGAAUUUAUAAGACCGCCGAAAAUCAAUGUGAAAAAUUCAUCCUACUUAAGUAGCCAUUUUUCACCGAGUGAGGUUCCCAUAGAGGUCGAAGAGGAGAGCAAUCAAGAAAAGACAUCCUGCCGAGUCCGAAAUAUUAUAGGAUUAUGCCGCAGGAUAAUAUGUAUGAGAACCCCACUUAAGUAAUCCUUCAUAAUGGCAAACGCAUUUUAGAAUUCCGGUUAACAUUUCAUGAGAUCGGUCACUUACUGCACUAGCACAGUGUCUGGCUGAAAUUCCCUCCAUUCCCUUGGCUAUUCAACCACAUUGUAAACCCAUUUAAAGGGACCAGCUUGCUUUCCUCAUUACUUCCUCAACAGGCUUAGCGCUUUUUAGCAGUCUUUUUAAAGCUAGAAACCCGUUACUGAGGAGGAGUCAUCUAUUUAAAUUAUUUUAACAGCACCCACAUGGGAGAUGUUGUGUCUUUCAUCCAUUAGUCAUUCUUUAAAUUUCGGGUCUCACAAGUCAGUUUUUAACACCACCAUCAAAGAUGCACAGAUAACUAAAGUAUACCUUCUAUUUGACAGAAUCUUCGGGAGCUCUGACGCCAGUUUUAACAAUUAUGCGCGCAAGGAAAGCUAAUUUUAAAUUUAUUUCAGGCUCUUAUCAGUGGACUUUGUGUGAUGUUACCGAACAGUCCCUACGGAUGGAUUCGACAACAUCUAGUUCUGCUGUACAAAAUCCCGAAAGACCUACUGGAUUGGUAAACGAGAUUGCGCUGAAGUUUCAUAGCACCUGACUUCUAGGGAUACGUUUAUUUCAGAGGAAAUGCGACCGAACCACCCACUCCUUCGAGGACCACUAUUUGAACAUCCUGAAAAACGUUUAAGGCGCAUCAAGGUAAGCAGCCAUUGUUUAAGUUUACAACUCGACGACUUUAAAAUCAGGAAACAGUGAAGUUGACAUACUUUACACUUAUAGCCAGCAGACCUAGGAUUAACUCGUUUUGUAAGUAGGCUGGAAUAGGGUCACACAGGAAUCAAAUUUAUCGAUCUGUUCUGAUUGCAGAGUCAUUUUUAUGUUGAAACUCCGGUCUGAGUGCUUCAGAACCAAUCUCAAGACGAUGGCCAAUCAACAAUCGAACAGUAAAAACGAUCAAAUCUGGAGGUUGAUGUUUUGGUACUGGAAUCACGCCUACACGCAACUGCGAUUAUUCCAAAUGGCAGCCAAAGGGGCUUAAACUUCAGUCUCAAUGGUGGUCUGGUGGCUCAGUGGGUAUAUGGCCCGAGUUCAAGCCUCGAUUCAGUCCGGCAUGGGGUUGGAAUACGACUGGCUGACGACGCCGAAUACUCCAGAAACGACUACAUCGACCUGCGUUAUCUUUUUCGAUCAUUCAUCUUCAGUAAAAUAGAGCAUUUGUUGAUAGCGUUGCUCCCGAGAAUGACAAAGACGACGACCAACAAGACUGUCGUUCCUGUCGCAAUCGACGACGACAGUUCAACCGUCCGUUUGGAUGACGUCCGUCGUGUGCUCCACAACAGGGUGAGAGCAGGGCCGGUGACUUGCACGUGGGUUAGUUUAUAGUGAUAGUACACUUGCGUAGCAUCUAUUGCGCCCUCUCACCUCCUCCCCGUCUGUGCACGGCCCACGGGUCGACUUUACGAUAGUGUAUCUCAACUGGCGAACCGGGUCUGGAACAUCAACCUGCACUCGCAGCAUCCGCCUCCACUGUCCACAUCGAACUCGCACAUUCACCCACCGCAGGGGUCUGUUAGGCCAUGGUGGAGGGGCGCUCACCGAUCGUUCUUACGGAACUCACUCGUUCCAUUGUGCCUAACGGGCUCCCUCUCGAGCCCAACCAGCAGCCGCACAGUGGCGCAUGAUAUAGGCAGAAUGUUAUUACCGACAAAAACCAGGGAGACUGGAAUGGCAAUUUUUAGCUUAUUGGCCGUCGUCAGCCAGUCAUACCCAACCCCGAAGUGUGGAACACCUGCGGCUCGAACUCGCGACCUCGUAGUUAGAAGUCCAACGCGUCUAACCACUGGGCCACGGUGAGCGCCCCUCUACCACUGUAUAUUCCAGAUCGAAACCGAAAGGAUGACAGACCCGUGAUCCAAUGGUUAGAGGCGUUGGGCUUCUAGCUAAUAGGUCACGAUUUCGAGUCCCAGGUGUUCCACACUUCGGGGUUGCGCAUGACUGUCUGAAGACGAGUAAUAAGCCAGAAAUGGUCAUUCCAGUCUCCCUUAUCUUUGUCGGUCAUAGCAUUAAAUCUAUUAGGCCACAUUCGCGUCCGCGAAAACCUCAGAUGGACUCUCACCGGCUGCGGCACACCAUCACACCCCCCCUCACCAGCACCUUAUCGCACAUCAACAUCUCCCACCACAAGCACCCAAAUGCCACCUACUAAGCAAGUGGGAAGGGUGCGUCUUGACUCCGUCACAAUGCGACUCCCCAGCUGAACGUCAAGCUCCGUGGCUUGGAAGGCUGCUGACUGAAGCCCCAAGUCAGUCCACGCAGUCCGUCCAGUUGUGUGCGUGGGUUUGUGUGGAGUGGCCGGCUGGUGAUCUGAUAGUUAGGCUGCAAUGGCUCCUUCUUAAUGUGGCCUUUAUGGUACUCCCACUUCGUGGGAUCCAAACCGGGUGUGGCGGCACGUUUAGGUGCGGCUUCAGCCGUGCCAGCCUCCAUUCCUUCGUCGUUAUUGGUUAAAAUCCUGGUCAAGUGUGUGUUGUGGACUAAGAGAUAUGGUGCCCCGCCUAGGUGCGGGUCCGAUCGUGCCAGCCACCUUCGUCCCCCAGCCCCGGUCUCCCUGACGGGCUCAGGCCUGACUUGACACCGGCUCCAGGUGGGGAGUGGGGAAGAGAGAGAGUACGGUGGAUGCUAGGAAAGUCUACUACCACUUUAAACUAAUUCACGCGCAAGUCGCCGUGUCUGCUGCACCUUGCUGUGGAGCACACGGUGGACAUCGUCGGAGACGAUAGUCGAACUGUCGUAUCUCAAAGUUGCACACUUCUGUGGCGGUCAAGGAUGUGAGAUCAACUUAAACCACGCACAAUAAGUUCGUUUCGUCUAAUGUCAGCAGUCAGGGAGCUGUGAGGAAUAGUUUAUUCUGUACACAGGACAGUUUGCCGUAAGUUGGCUGUUUGCCUGCAACAGAGACAAGCGUCCGUUCACGGAGAGCGUCGGUCGCGGUGUGUAGUUUAUGCGGGGGUGAAAGUCUGUGUCCGCAGUUGGGGGUGACUGGCUGAGUGCUGGUCAUGAGAUUGGACGGAUUAGCGGGACGCAUAAUCACAGGGGGUUACGGGUGUCAAUCCAGGCCGUCCGACGCGCGUGAGGUGAUAAUAUUUUGUGAGGACAGCUGGGAGCCAUUGCAGCUGAACAGGAGGGAACCCAGUUGUAGCCGGCGGGGGUGGUCGUGUGUGAGCGGCCUGUCAACGAUUGUCGCGGCCAUCGACCGACAAAACGGAACCGGAGAAAACGGGGAAACGGGGUCUGGAGCGGUUGUUACAACUCCCCCCAGACACCAAACGAAGUGAAGGCGUCAACAUGUUAGCCAGCCACAAACCUGUCGGGUCAGUGGAAGUGACGGCGAAUCGGACGCGGGCCGUCGCCAGUAGGUGGAGGCAUCACUGUUUGAGGCGAGGUACAGUGUUGGGGUGAGGAAUGGUCACUGUAGUCGAUGUAGGCCGGCUUUACGCGAUCAAUGCUGACUGUGUCGGUCUUGCCGUUGCGGUCGAUGACACCAGCUUUGUCAGAUCGACGAAGGACUUUAUACGUCCAGUCGUCGGGUGGUUGGAGGGACCGCCGGAGUCACCGACAAUGACAAUUAUCAGGCUGUAGACUGAGACCGAGAUGUGACUCAGGCUGCCACGCAGAACUGCGGCUUUCUCAGAGAUACAGUCAUGUCUAUCAAGAUUAAAGCUAGCGAAAGAUUGAGAAUGACGACUUUCCCACCCUUGUCGUCGGGAGUACAUAAACUGGGAACGAGGUGCGGAGGCUCACGAUAUGUUUUCCUUUAUAAGGACUACAUUGAGUUGUUAUAAUGCGCCUAACUACAUAUGACGUGCACAUUAGUGACGCCGAUGACGGCAAUGUGUUGCGUCAUUGUUGUCUCCGUGGAAGUUAUUUUGGUUAGAUCGCAGUUGGUAGCCAGGCCCCAUAUUAUAGGUGGCUGGGGGGUUUGUUUACUGGGGCUGUUUUUUGGGGUUUCAUAAUCCCAUCUGACCCAUUUGGCUUGCGUUUUACAUUUGAAGUUAGGAUUAGGGUACCGGUUAAUGGUUUCCGAUUUUCGGGUUAGGGUUAUGCCUUUAGGCUUAGGUUUUCGGGUUACAGUUAGGGUUUGAGUUUACGGUUAAGUUUUUGAGUUACGGCUAUGCCUCAGGGCUACGGUUACGUUUACGAUUCCGGUUAGGGUUAGGGUUCGCGUUAAGGUUAACGGUUAACGUUUAAGGUCGGGGUUAGGGUUAGGGUUAAGGUCAUGAUUAGGGUUAAGGUCGCCGUCCGCUUCCCCAUUCCUGGCUACCAACUACUAUCUAACCGUUAUUUUGGCCAGAAAAGUGACCACACUAUCCACCUCGCCACAUGCUACUCCACAGACAGUUCGCUCCAUAUCCCCGCCCUGGCUUCAAUGGAGGGUGUUGUACAAGUGGUUUUUUCAGCCCGGUUCUGAAGCUAGAGUUCUUAUGAGCGUUGGCGCAACGAUAAAAUCGUGAAGGCACUCGCAUGGGCGCAUCGUUAGACUAGGCAGUACGACCGUUGCGAACGACGAUGCCCACGUGUGCCUCACAGCAAGGCGGACGCAGGGACGGUGAUUUGCGCACGAACUAUUCUAUAGCGGUGGUAGGCUUGCGCAGCAUUUAGUGCACCCCGAAAUCCCUCACCCACCUGUUGUCAAGGAAGGGUCGGAGGAGGAAUCGGACUUGAUGCCUGACAAAGCUAAAGAGCCCGUCUGCGUUUACCAUGCACACACCUGGUCAGCUAACGAUGGAACAGGGUUUUCACAAAAUAAACGAGCGGGGCUAAGGCGGCUCGGGUUCCAACAGAAUGGGAAUACCGUAGAGGCCACGUUAAGGAGGAGCAAUUGCAGCCCCACUUUCCUUCCUGAGAGAAGAACCGAGUUGACCAAUCAGUUGGCAGUCUUCCAGGCCACGGCUUUAGCGCACCGGGAUACUUUUAGGGCGUUCCCGAUUUUUUAGAGCGGGAAAAUACACUGAGAUCCGUGGGGACGGAGUCCCACAGAGUCGGUUUCACUCUCUCUUCCCUGUACUGGGCAUCACCACACUGUCCGAGCCGGUCAAUCACCUGAUGCGAGUAUUGGACUGGAGUAACUGGCAGACCUAGACAGUCCGUCUACGCGUUCCACACACGACCUGGUUCCCAGCAAGUCACACCCAGUCGACCACUCCACGCAGACACACGCUACACAAGGCCAGCUGCGAUGUCUGGUUUGUGCCGUCCAUUGGCAACAUGUCAUCCCCAUGACGCUUAGUGCUUUAUACCUACGUGCACCGUGAUCAUCUGGAGCUGGAUCCAGAGUAAGAGCGCGGCAGCACACGAGGUUAGAGUGUAUCUGAUAGAAAACAACAAGCAAAUCACAAAUGGCCGGGCAAGGCUGAAGUAUAAACAUCUCUCCCCGUUCUGUCAGUCCUCCGGUACGGUUGUGAAUGCUGGACAAUGCGCGUGAGAGAUCAGCGGAAACCGGAGAUGUUUGACCACUGCUAGCUGAGCGCCAUCCUUUGAGUAAAAUAAACCAAUGUCGUCUCAAAUGAGACAAUCGGAGCUCACUGCCUCGAUAUUCCAAAGAUAUCCUAGACCGUUCAAGAAAGACGAUUGGGGCGAUUCCAGUACGUUCUUUAUGGUCCGCCUCAUGAGGUAAGCGCUGCUGGUCCCGAACCGGCGCCAUUGUCCAACUGGAGGAGUCGAAAAGGAGGCCACAUCAGAAUGGAAGUAGUGCUUGAACCUCGUGUAUUCGGUCGUCGUCAUCGAAGGGGGAGAAUGGGUCGAACUCUCCCGAUCCGCUGCUGCGGGUUUUCGUGAAGAGGUGUAACUCGCGACAUCAUCGAAUACCGGUUGGACCAAGUACAUGCGCAAGUAUCCCCCUUGAAGUCUGUGCUUACGUGGUUGCUAUUUACUUUCGUUGGGAAGAAGUCUACGUUAGGUUAUCGACCCCAAAAACAAUAAUUUCGAAAGCAUCGUCAUCAUGUUUCUUCCCCUGACUCUAGUAGUUCAGCCGACGUUUGGCCAUCUUCACCGCCACUGAUACAUUUGAAGGCAUGCUCGCCUUAAUUAUUGGCUUGGGGGCAGGGGGUGCCAUAAAGCCGCAGAAAAAGAAAACGUGGUAACUUUGCACGGCGACAUAAUAGUAAUUUAUUUAUGUUGACAUGGCUCAACAUUUAAUUAUGGUGAUGUAUGGUUAAACGGGCAAGAUUCAGCAUUUAAAAAAUCUAGGACUUAGUAGGGGAGUACGGUUUAGACGGUGGGUUCUGCGCAUACUCUUGUCUCAGGCAGUAUGUACGUCAUUCAUCAAUGACGUUGGAGUGGUGAUGGAGGAAUGCAGUGCAUCCUGGGGUUGAUUUUGGGCGGUGGAGGGGCGAACACGCGGCCAUAUUUUAGUCUAACGGAUGGACGUUUAAUCAUCUCCUAUUUCUUAUCAAUGCCCUCGGCCGAUCAUUAGCAUCGUCUGCGAUGUGACUACCUCAGGUUCAGCCUUCUAGUCAUCCACGUCUGAUAUCGGGACAUGGGGCACCGUACCGAAAAUGUCUACGCCAAACUUCCUGUCUCGUGCGUGAAACCGCCCCCAACUUCGUUCAUCUACUCUGUGAUGCUUUGAUCCUUCGUGGAGUUCAUAAGGGUAUUUUUUACUCCACAGGCGUACUGAGUGGCAGGAAUUUCUUGUGGAAAUUUCUUAUACGUAUUCGAUAUGAAAGUUUCUUUGUCUAAGUCAAAAUUUCUUCCGAACGACCGUCGGCGACUGAGCACCUUAGACUGGCAACACGUGCGAUGUUUUUUCGAAGUUUUUAUACAGGUAUUUGUUAGAACUGCACCUACCUGCGAUCAUAGAUCAAUGAAUUACUCAGUAAGAAUCCGCCGAAAUUCAGAUAUGAAACGAAUGAACUGCUCUCCUUUCACAGCCUUUGUCCCUUUAUUAACCGUAAUCUGAAAAAACGUUAUAUUUCAAUCUGCAAAGCUGGCAGAAUUCGGAUUGAUAUCGGCGUCAGAGAAACGUCGGCUUGCCACAUCCUUCUACGAAAUGAAUCGGAAACGGAUUUUCACUGGGUAAGCGAGUUGGACCUGAGAUAGACAUGUAUGUCCCUUUCUUGUCCCAAUGACGACCCCACUACCAGGAUCUCUGAAGAACGCUACAAGAAACGGCUUCUACCGUCUGGAUUACUGGGAGAAUUAAACUGAAAGCCCUUAGAACCUGGCUUCACCUUUUACUAACACACACCUUAGAGGGGACUUCCUGAAGUCGGUGUAACGUAUGAUAAAAUACAGUGCACUUAUCUGAGUUAACAUGAGGACGUUGUUUUACCAUUUAACCAUUCUGUGUUGUGGUCGUUGUUGUUUAUUCCAGACGAGAGUAGAAUAUGCUUCAGGAGAGACUUAAUAAGGUAGAUAUUAUCAACUUUUUCCUUUCGAUUUAUGCUAAUAAGCCUUUUGGGAUUUCAAUAGACAUGCGAUUUUAACUAACCUAAUAUAUACACUUCCCAGAUUUAACGCUUUUUAUUUCUUGGCAUGGGUGACGUAACUCAUGGAAGACGCGUAAAUUCGUAAAAAAUCCCUUAUGUCUCGGGUACCAGGUCGAAAAAUUUCCAGUUAAAAGUUAAAGUUAAAUGUACUCAGAAAAGAAGCGAUAUAACGUUAGUCGGAAUUAUCAUUUUCUUGAAAAGUGCGGAAAAGCGACAUAUUCGCGCCAAACAGCAAAACAUGUCCAUGCAAACAAUCGGGCGAAACUUAGAAAUAUAUCCUGAGAAUAAACACACUUUUGUUGUACCGUGUUAAACAUUUGCGUAAAAUUCAUUCUGUCCGGACAUCCCUCGAAAUGAUCAUGGAGAUUUUUGGGCAUCACGUUUCAUGGGUUACGUCACAAUUCUGAGAGCUCGAUGUAUUAUGUACAUGUGUAUACAUUGGAAGGUAAGCAUCCAAGAAAUAUAAGAUGGGGUCUUAUAUGUCCUUUGGAGAAAGUAGGAAGAGUAGGAAAAAGCGAAUUUUCAAGGACGGAUCCUCAGGUCGUCCUCAGACUCAGGGCAACGUCGUCAAAAACAGCUAACAAUUUAGGCACGCUCAAAAUAAUCAACACCUACUUGGCCUUUCUGCCAGUAAGCGACCACUGCGCAUGUGAUUCUGUUCUGAUUGCCUCUCCUCUUUUUAAUUUCUACCUUUCCCAAAGAGAAUACUUUGUAUAAAGAACAGGGUAUACGAUACUCCUACGAAAUCAUUUUGGGUCGCUAAAGGACUGCCUGUGGGGGUUCUGGAUUGAGCUCCAAGACUUGCCAUGAUCGAUAUGUUUGCUAUCCUGAUCGUUGAACAACCUCCUAAUUUCACUGCAUAUAUGCACAUAUGAGAUUGAUUGAAUAAAGGCAGAAUAAUCCCGAGAGCGUGUCAUAUCAUUCUACCCGCAUAGCUUACAUGACACUAAUCAUCCGGCUAACCCAUGUCACGUACUUGCUUUUUAACAAUGAAACGGGUUGCAAUGGAACCGAGUGAUAACUUAUUGUCAUGUAGGCUAGCCAGUUGGUGCAAAUGCUUUUGAAAGAGUGGACAUGUAUCAGAACAAACUAUUGCUGACCAAAAAGGCAUACAAAAGCCAGAAGAAAGUUGUCAUGUGCCAGUGCCACAAGCCCCGAAUAUACGUACCGCAGGUGAGCUAACUGAUGAAAUGCCAUGAGAUAAAACAAGAAAAUCCCUGUAACGCGAAAUCCGCCCAACCUGUGUUACCCAAAAACCCUACGGCAGUAAGAAACGACUGUUCUUAAAACGGGGACAUAGUUGAGAUCUUAAAUUAAUAUUUACUAACGUAAAAAUAAUUCAUUUUCACUGAAAAACUAAAAUUUCAGAAAAUGGCCAUAUUACAAGUCGCUUAAAUAGGGCUUCCUUGGUUGCCGUUUGACAAGUUAGUGGCCGGCUAAAGAGCCUUUGCGUAAGCCGCACCUGUAAAUCUGCCCCAGGCACGGUUGGGUUCCUUUUGUUGAUUCCAGCGGCUCAUUUUUGGAUACUUUUUUAUCCGCUUGCUUGUGGACAUUGAACAGCGGAGGCGUAACACAAAUGUCCUCCUUACUUAGUGGUAUUUGCAUGAUAUUACGAAAUGGUGACCUAGAUACUCCGCUGCAUAGACAAAUCACGGAUUUGACCGAUUAGCUGUACUCCCACAGUGGCCACCGAUUGGUCUAAAAAAAUAAUUGUCGACGCUAUGCAUUCAUUUAGCAGUAUCAAUAAGCCUAAGACGGUUUAAACUCGAUAUCUGUGUUUUCAAACCAGGCAGAACCCCUACCCAUUAAUUUUGAUUCGCAGGUAUCUAUGGCCAUGCAAUAAACGAAUAGCUGAUAGUAAUUAACCCCGUAAACCCCGGAAAUGACAUGCCACGCGAAGUCAGUGUUUCCAAGAUCAGUGAACACAACGCUCAUAACCUUAAUAUUUACGUCACUUAUCGAUCGUAAUCAGCUGGUCGUGCUUACCAAAGAUCAUAUUUUUCACUCUAGAGCCUCCCGCGUGGUCGAGUAUUCCAUUGUACCCCAGCCUUUACUCCUGAACCGCACCAAAACCCAAGAUAUACUCCCGAUUAUGUGAUUAUAAACAGGUUUUUGGACGAGGGGACUCCUGCAUCUCUUGGUACUACGCCCAGACCAAAGGCAGAUUAUGUUUUCCAUUCCAAGAGAACGAAUAUGGCUGAACGGGAUACCAAAGUCGAAAGAGAGUGUGUGUGUGUGUAUUUACAGUGAGUGACCAAUCUCAUGAAAUGCCAGCCGGAAUUCUGGAAUGCGUCUUCGAUUAGGAAAGAUUACUUAGAUGGGGUUGUAACAUUGAUUGCCAUGCGACCUAAUCCUCUGCUAUUUCCCACUUACGAGGAUGUAGGCUUUUGAGUGCGCUCCUUUUCAACUUGUAGAAACUGUAUCGGUAGAGAUUACUACCUAAGUAUUAUGCAUAUUUCAAAUAGCUUUUUGGUGUCCUUAUAAACCCAAAUAUAUUCUAUAGAGAAAAGAGGCAAAAAUAAGCUUUUACUGAUUUUGUAGGUAAUCAUAUUUUCUUUAAACUUUAUACUCGGUGAAAGGUUAUGUUUAGGUUUUAAAAAAGGUUUCUAAUUAUGGAUUUUUUAAGACCUUGAAAUAUCUAUCCAUACAGCCUCGUACCUGUCCAUUUAUUAAAGGUCAUCAUGAAGUAUCCAACACAGUCCGCAUCCGUUGCAAAAUUUCAUUAACGCUACAUGGUGCUUUCUUUAAGGCAUACAGGAAUAUACGAUAUUCUUCACGUGAAAGUAUACAUUUUUGCAAUGAAAUCGCUAAACAUUAAUGCAACGUCUGAUGUGGCUCAAAUUUAUUCCUAGAGUUAUUCUUCGAGCAUAAAAUUUAAAGAAAAUGUGAUUUCCGACCAAAUCAGUAGAAGCAUAUUUUUGUCCCGUUCUCAAUAAAAUAAAUUUGGGUCCAUAUAGGCAUCGAAAAUUUAUGUGAAAUAUGCAUACUAAUUAAAUAGUCAUUUUUCCAGAGUUCAGUUUUUACAGGAACUCGAAAAGAAGUGCAUUCAAAAGCCUACAAUCCGCCAAGUCCGAAAUUAAUGUUACAACGCCAUCCAAGUAAUCUUCCCUAAUCGAAAACGCAUUUCAGAAUUUCGAAUGGCAUUUCAUGAGAUCAGUCACUUACUGUACUAUAAUCUAACCUGGUACUCAGUAAAUACACGAACCGUAGGCGUGUUCGACGGUUGUCCUAACCACGAACCUGGCAGAAAAACAAGAGAACAGGUGUACUGGAACCUGCGAGUCAGUCUUACGGAAAAACGGUGUGAAUUGAUAGCACCCCGUUCAAGUUGGCUAUCACUCUCUCCAAUCAACUUGAAGAAAGGAAUAGAAGAACCGAGCAAGUUCCCGCAGACGCGGACCAAUCAGGUUCAAAGGACGUACUGUGGUCCCAGCCAAUAGUGACACUCUGUCGAGAGCCUGCCACAUACAAGCAGCAUACGACGGAUACGAGCGCAUAUGCCAUCCAGUGAGACUGAUGAGGCCCUUCUGGGAAUGUUAACAUCCCCAAGAAUAGUUAGAAGGGCAUAGGAAAUUACUUUGCGCAAGGGAUGGUACUGCCACCCAUCUUCCAAGCAGUAAGCGACUCUUCAAAAGAACAAGGCGUACUUUCAUGUUUGGACACUUACUGCUGCCUUUUUACUCGUUUCCGAGAGAACCGCAAGAGCCUUAAUGGCAAAAUUAUCUCCCAAGCGUAAAAACUGUCCUUUGACGCUGACAGAGACCUAGAGUUUGCUUGUAAAGUGGACUUAAGUUACACACCCAUGUCCCGUCUGGGCAGACUUUCGAAUCUUGGAAAUUGACUUUUCUCACCUAAGGCUGUGCCUAGUCACGUUCAAUGUCCUAAAAGUUGAAACCAGCCACCACGUGUUGGAUAUAUUAAGACGUGUUAGGUGUUGCAGACUACUAUUAACGUUCUGGCUAACUCUGACGAAAAAGUAUCAUCCACCGGUGACCAACCCUUUCAUUCUGAACGCAGUUUGUGCCAGUGUUUUUUUAAUCUAAGGUCUAGGGUUUCAUUUACUUUCAUUUGGCGGUUCGUUAAGAGAACGCUUUGGAAAUUGUCGAUUUUGAUUGAAUCAUGUUAAGUGUGGGCGCACUGCCCUCAGUCCGAUACUUAGGCGAGCUUAUUUCCAACCAAGCCGUCAGAGGCAGACAUAUAUUGUGCCAAAUUCUAGAGCCUGGCAGAAGUUCGUAUGCAUCCGUUUCUCCGAGAGAGAACGAAAAAUGGAACUGAUAGGAAUUCUGCUAGAACGACUGCGGUCAAGAGCGAAGUCCAAAGUUUUCACUGCCUGGCAUGAUUUCGUCCAGCACAAGGUUUCUGCUCGUGAAGGUGAGUAUAAGCAAGCCGUAUAUCUAUAAAAAAUGUUAAUACGUCUACAUUUUAGCUAUAAAAAGACGCAGAAAGAAGGGAUAUAGGGUUGUAGGGAGAUAAUACUAUGAAGUGAAAUGCAAAUCGUAUAAGAUUGCGGGUUUGUGUCUUGGAAAUGAGUAAAUUUUACAUGCCCAUCGGUUCAGGAUUUUAUUCGGUAAUAUUUUAUUUCGUGGCCGCACCUGUUAGGGGUUAGGGGUAGGGGUUGUGGGGUUAGUGUUAGGGUCACAGGUUAGUGUUAUGAGCUAGGAUUAUGGGUUAGCGUUAUGGUUAGCGGUCAGUGUUAGGGGUUUGAAUUAGGGUUAGGGGUUAGUGCUAUUGCUAGGGGUUAGUGUUAAACCUCCUAUCACUAUCGGCCCCGUAUGAAAUUCGACUGGCGCUUGUCUACUGCAGGUGCGCCUACGAAAUGUGAUCCGACCUUUUAUUUUAUAAUAACCACCAUUGUAUAUUCCCGAUCGAAAACCGACAGGGCAACGGGCUCGUGGCCCGGUGGGUAGAGGCGUGGACUUCUAAACCAACAGGUCGCGAGUUCGAGGCUCGGGUGUUCCACACUUCGGGCUUGGGUAUGGCUGGCUGACGACGGCUAAUAAGCCAGAAAUGGCCAUUCCAGUCUCCCUUGUCUUUGUCAGUAAUACCACUCUGCCUAAAUAACUUUUAUCUGUCAAUCGAACAAAUAGUAUUUAACCGAUAUUUACAACCAUACCAUAUGGUCCUGUUGCAUGCGUAUAGUCGUCUGUCAAGUCGAUGAAACAGUCUAGUCGUUUUGGACGACUGUCUCGAAGCUGUACCUAGAUACGUCAAGGCUUACAUACGGGAAGAUUGCAGAAUUUAGCAUAUUUAAGAAUGGGUUAAAAGAAACGAGCCAUGUUGUCGUUGUAAGGUAGCAGCAAGAAACGGAUAAGAGUUACGAUUAAUUUGGCAUUUGAUAUUGUGUUUAAGAAAAUUCUCAAACCUCUAUGAAGAGCAAACUAAUCCAAAAGUUAAAGGACAUUAGUGGUAAACGUGGGCGCAGAAUACGGAACGGUUUAAAAUGAGUUCGUCCUGUCACCAGACUGGAUGCGAGUGUUCGAAUUCCACGUAUGUGACAUAAAAAGAAAACUGGUAUACCAUCGAAAAGAUGCUUAUUUUUCUGAGCCUUUGAACUUCUGUGAGAAUCCGCUGUCAGAAAUCAAAACGACAACAGACGACAGUUGUGGGAGUGUGGGGCAAUCAAAUCUGAGUAGCGUAAGUCUGGGGGUGACUCCGCAGGACCCUGUAGGCCGGUGUCAGAUCAACGCAUCGACUAAUUGAUUUCUCAUCCAAGGGCCAAGUUUUAAUCAAUUUUCUUGCUUUCAGCAUGGGAAAUGAUCUUGGUGGCUACGAAGUCAGACGCAUGACCUAUUUUGCAGGUCUGGGCAACCACCUGUGAUGACUCGCUACUCCGUCGCACAGCCAGCUUAUUCUCGUACAUGCGCAAUCCGGGCACGUGUUCAGUCUGGCCUCUGUAGUUACAGGACUGUUUAGACACGGAAUACGAUACACCACACCCGACUGCUCACUGCAAUUUAAGCACUCUUGAUUUUCACGACUCUGCCGCGCAUGGUAACCUUAGGAAGGAAUGAUGUGCAAAUCCAACACCUAGUCCUGCUGUAAUAAGCUCGGAUUUAGCUGAAAUGUCCUUGAUGUAUGACGGAGCAUGUCAUAUCAUUGGUGCCUUUCCCGGUUUCGCCCUCCGGGGAGAGACACAUAAGCAGUGGCCUAUAAACAACUCAGCGUUCCAAUCACAUUGGAUUGAAGGCAUUGGGCCUAAGUUUAACUGCGUCUACGUCACAACUGUUUGUGAAAUAAUCCAAAUAGUAGAACUGAUGAUGAUGAUGAUGAUGAUGAUGAUGAUGAUGAUGAUGAUGAUGAUGAUGAUGAUGAUGAUGAUGAUGAUGAUGAUGAUGAUGAUGAUGAUGAUGAUGAUG
Spirometra erinaceieuropaei is the source of this 15742-nucleotide messenger RNA. The record is from the annotation of a GenBank genome assembly. Lineage: Eukaryota; Metazoa; Platyhelminthes; Cestoda; Diphyllobothriidea; Diphyllobothriidae.